CUCCUCGCUGCCCUGCGCGCUCUUCGCUGCACCCGCCGCCCGCUGCCCCGCACCAGCCGCCCCGGCCCGGCCCGGCCCGGCCUGGCUGGGCGCUGUCCACCUGAGGGAGCCCGCGCCUCCUGCCCGCCCGACCCUCUGCCCGCCCCGCGAGCUGGGCACCUGUGCCAGGAGCCCAGUCGAAUCAGCCGAGACGGGAUCUGCAGAGCAAGCACCAUGAGUAUCUCAGCUCUCGGAGGCGGCGCUAAGGGGAAGCCCCUACCACCUGGCGAGGAGGAACGCAACAACGUCCUCAAGCAGAUGAAGGUUCGAACCACGCUCAAGGGGGACAAGAGCUGGAUCACCAAGCAGGACGACUCGGAGGGCAACUCGGAGGGCCGCACCCUAGAGCUGCCCUCUGGUCGGAGUCGUGCCACAUCCUUUUCAUCAGCUGGGGAAGGCCCGAAGGCCAGGCCUCCAAGCACAAGGGCUCCCACUGGCUAUAUCAUCCGGGGAGUGUUCACCAGGCCCAUAGACAGCUCGUGCCAGCCCCAGCAGCACUACCCCAAGGCCAACGGAGCUCCAAAAAGUGCAACCGGUCUGCUCAGAGCCACUCCUGCUGGACCUCCCCGCCCGUCCUCCUCUGGCUAUAAGAUGACCACUGAGGAUUACAAGAAGCUGGCACCCUACAACGUUCGGCGUAGCUCAGCCUCGGGGGCCGCUGAAGAGGAGGAGAUACCCUUCUCAUCUGAUGAGCAGAAACGGAGGUCGGAGGCUGCAAGCAGUGUGGUGAGGAAGACGGCUCCCCGCGAGCACUCCUAUGUUCUGUCAGCAGCCAAGAAGAGCACCAGCAGCCCUCCCCAGGAGAUGCAGGCCCCGUUCAUUGCGAAGAGGGUUGAGGUGGUGGAUGAGGACAGGCCUUCUGAGAAGAGCCACGACCCACCUGCUCUAGCACGUUUCCCUCCUGGCUCAAGCAGCCCCGCUGGAGGUGGAGCUGAGUGCAUGCUGAGUCUGCCCAGCCCUGCAGGGAGCUGGGAGCCCAGUACAAGAGGCGAGGAGAUUGUCCGCCUGCAGAUCUUGACACCUGGAGCAGGACUCCGCCUGAUGGCCCCAGACCUGGAGGGAAUGAGUUCUUCCCCAGGCUCCAAAGACAAAGAGGCCCCCAGCCCUAGAGAGGCCAAGAGAGACUUGGUUGGUGAGGAGGCCCGCAAGAGCCCCAGUCUAGACCCUGAAAGGUCAAGUGCACAGUCAAGUGAUGGCAAUGUGGGAUCCAGAGCCAUGGGCUUCCUACCUGAAGUCUUGACUGGAGCAGACAUUGGCUCUGAGAGAGGAAGUUCCAGUACUACUCUGGCCUCUGCUGGACCAGCUGAUCAGAAGAGUGACAGUCCAGCCAACCUGGAGGACAGAGAGGCACACCUGAAGGGCACCUUGGCUGGUUCUGAAGAGAAGAAUGUGGCUGCCAAGGUGGGAGAGACCUGGCCGGAGAAGCCCACAGCCCUGAGAGGUGGCCAGGGAGACCCAGCUGCACCCUCCCAGCAGCCUGCAUCCCCCAGGACGCCAGAGCCACAGAGCAGCCCCAGAAGACCUGAGCAGCUUGUGGAACUGGACAGCCAGGCCAGCAGGAUAAGCAACCCCUCAGACGGUAUGGUCGCUGUUACCGUCACUGCCUCUCCUGAGCAGCCUCAUGUUUAUGUCCCAGCCUCUCCAAGUGCAUUGGACUCCAGUUCAUCCAGCAAAGGGAUUCUCUUUGUGAAGGAAUACAUGAAUGCUAGUGAGGUAUCCUCCGGGAAGCCAGUGUCUUCAUGCUUCAGCAGUAUUAGAAACACUGGAGACUCAUGUGACAUGGAGAAGAAACCUGCAUGUGACAGCUCUCUGUACUCUGAAAGAAUAAGUGGAAGGAUCUGUACUUACUGCAACCAGGAGAUCAGAGACUGUCCGAAGAUUACCCUAGAGCAUCUUGGCAUCUGCUGCCAUGACUAUUGCUUUAAGUGUGGGGUUUGCAGUAAACCAAUGGGGGAGCUCCUGGAUCAGAUCUUCAUCCACCGUGACACCGUCCAUUGCGGGAAAUGCUAUGAGAAGCUCUUCUAGCUCUUCCAAGCUGAGAAGAAGCUGAUGAGUCCUGGACAAGUCUGGCUGUUCCCAGUUGCCCCAAGUUGCUGGCUCCUCUUCCCUCACUUUCUUCCUCCCCAUUUGAUUUCUUCGUGCUUUUGCCUCUCUCUCAAGUUGAACUGCUUACAUCCAGUAGAGUGUCUUAAUGAUGCUAUGAUAAUUACUUACGUGUGUAGCUUUUUAUAACUUAGAAAGCACUUUAUGUCCAUGGUCUUAUUUCAGGCCCAAGAAAAAAAGGAUUGAACAAGAAUUUAAUCUUAGCUUUCCUAAGACAGGUUGGCCUCCUGAUGAGUUAAGGUGGCCUGGUACAGUAGGUGGGAGCAUGGGUUUCAGUGUGUCCUGACUUUUGGGACAGAGAGCAAACCCACAUUCUAUGUCACAGCUCUAAGUAUAUCUUUGGGACUCGAAAGCAGGAGAUCCCUUGAAGCUUCUGAGGGGCCAGGUUGAAGAUCUUUGAUGAUGUCUGGUGGGUAAUUUGCAGACGUUGAAUGCUAGGGAUUGGCAUAUAUAUAUAUAUAUAUAUAUAUAUAUAUAUAUAGUUUUUUUAACUUUCCAUACACAUUUAAAAGUAGCUAGUUGCUUUUGAGUGAAUUAUACAGCAGAUUUUAAUUAUCUUCUCCUUCCUCCUUUUCACUAUAAAUUGAGGUUUUUUUCUUUUCCUAUAGGCAUGUGGACAUGUAUUAGACAACCUACACAGUUAAGUUUAAAUUCCAUAGGGUGUGAUUCUUAGGAGGCCACUGGCCAAAGAAACCUCUGUGUCUGAAUAUUCAUAAUUGAUUAAUACCUUUGCCCUCGAUUCCCAAUAGUUACAGGGAAAUCUUCUAGAGUAGGUUUUAGGGGUAUAGACUCCAGCCGGAUCAAGAAAGGAGGAAAGUGGUUAACAUUUCUCAAGGCCUUACUACAUACCAGGCAUUGUCACAAAGGGAUGGCAUUAAUUCUCAUACUAAUCCUAUGCAGAGGGUAUUCUUGUUCCCAAUUUACAGAUGAAGAUAUUGAGGCUCAGAAGGUGGUCAUUGCAUUGUUUGGAUCCAUUGCUGUCUCUCUCCAGAACCCAUGUUCUCUUCAGUAACAGUGAGCACAAUACCAAGCAUUGAUUUAGUAGUGACUGUGUAUUGGGCACUAUGUGUAUCUCAUUUUACCAGGUAGCACUGCCCUCCACAGGCCUCCCCUGAGGCAUACUCUUCUUACAAAGACAGAAAAGUAUUAAAUCAUGCUUCUCCUCUGGGCAUCCUAGGUCUCCCCAUAAAGUACCACAAAUGCCAAUCGGCCCUCCCUCCCUCUCUUCCCGUUUCCAUGAAAACAACUCUGAACUAACAUGCUCUUCUGAACUCAGAUUUCUCUACUGGAUAGAGAUUUGACUCACAGACCUUCCCAAAGAAGAGCUUGUCAACGCAGGGAAACCCCAGUAAGCUAACUGAUCUGAGCCCAGGGCCUUCAGUAACUUAUUUUUCACUACAGACUAUCCCAAGAUAGUAGCAGCUACUGGGUCCCAGGUGCCUGGAACGCAGAAACAUGUUGGUUGUCUAAACAGAUUGCAGGCCCAUCCAUGACUCUAAGUUUCUCUGCCCUUGGGACCAACAUCCCUGUGUAAGGUCCUCGAGAGAAGGAACAACCUGCGAGUUUUUCGGAUGAAAAAAUGAAGGUCUCUUCUCUUGGUUUGAUUAGAAAAUGUCUCCAUCUCUCUCCACUUUGUGAGUCCUGUGCACACUGGGUGGUGGAUUUGUCUUCCCACCAGAUGAUCAGAGGGGAAUGCCCCAUUGAUUUGCAUAGCUGUGCAUUAGAUUUGCAUUGGAGGGGAAACGUUGUACAAUAUGUCAUGUACCAACACGAAAUGUGAGCUGGUGUUCCUCAAGUGUAGGACUUGGCUCUUAGGAGGCACUGAUACACAGGUGCUGAGUGAAUGAAUAAAAGAGAAAGAAAGGCUGCUCCGUAUUGUGGGACCAACCCUGAGUCAGUUGAUGGAGUACAGGAUAAAGAGGUCCCAAAUAGGCUGACUUCUCCACCUUUAAGAUACACUUAGCCUUUAAAGGGGUUUUAGAGUCAAUAUGCAAGAAAUUGAAAGAAAGCUUGUAAAAUCAACAUUAAUUUUCUAUUCAGAACAGCCUCUUUCAUGUCUAAAAAGGCACAGAAUUCUGCAGAUUUAAGAGAUGUGGUUGCAUUAUAUUUUUGCUUCUUUUUAAUUGUCUAGUGUUUUAAUCAUAUUUGCUUAACCCAGAUUAAUGUACACAAUUAAAAUAAAUGUUGAGAUAUUACAAGUGUC
Molecule: messenger RNA, 4345 nt
Organism: Mustela lutreola (European mink)
Lineage: Eukaryota; Metazoa; Chordata; Mammalia; Carnivora; Mustelidae
Gene: ZNF185
Product: zinc finger protein 185 with LIM domain
Exons: 23
Coding region: 214-2064 (616 amino acids)
Source: RefSeq, a predicted model, not a curated record